Molecule: messenger RNA, 1161 nt
Organism: Monoraphidium neglectum
Lineage: Eukaryota; Viridiplantae; Chlorophyta; Chlorophyceae; Sphaeropleales; Selenastraceae
Exons: 3
Coding region: 1-1161 (386 amino acids)
Biological process (GO): protein K48-linked deubiquitination
Molecular function (GO): cysteine-type deubiquitinase activity; K48-linked deubiquitinase activity
Source: RefSeq, a predicted model, not a curated record
AUGAGGAUCCCUGCAGCAGUUUCGACGCUCAGGGAGGCAGCAGCCACCACGUCUCAGGCGCCGGCAGCAGCAGCGAAGGCGCACGCGGCGGCCCCAGGGGAGCUGCUGGCGGCGCUCGCGGCGCAGGGCGGGGCCGGGGCGCUGCGGCGGCCAGGGGCGGGGGAGCUGCGUGAUGCGCUGGCCGAGGCGCUGUGCGACAUGAUCUGGCGGGCGGCGGGCGGCGGGCGCGGCGGCGGCAGGGGGCGGGCAGCGGCAUGCGCCGCGGUCGUGCUGUGUGUGGACGAGGCCGGCCGCGCGAUGCAGGGCCGCGCCUGCAGCGCCGCGCGGCUGUCGCGGUCCCUUGGGGUGGUGCGCGCACGCAGCAGGUGCGGCCUUGGGCACUUGCUGCGCUCGUCGGCGCUGCCGCAGUGGAGCGAGCCCGGCGGCUGGGGCCUGGUGCUGCUGCUGGCGUCGCUGGUGAUGUCACGGGGAGUUGAGGCGGCCGCGGCCGACACCGACGAGGCAGGGGCCGUGCCGCUUGUGGGCGCGCACGGCCACUGCAACCUCGAGCUCGUUACUCUCGCGCUGACGGGGCGCGCGGUGUCGAACGCGUUUGACGGGGAGCGGCGCGUGGGCGGGUGUGAGGCCGACGGAGGGGACGGGGGAGAGGACGGGGCAGUGUUGCGCGGAGUGGCAGAGCAGUCCCGCGUGGGGCUGCUGUCGCUACACGAGUGGUACCGCUACCUGGAGGUGGGGCAGUGCUUAAAGAGCCCUGAACUGCCGAUCUGGGUGGUCUCAAGCGAGAGCCACUUCACGGUCCUGUUCACACCCCCAGAUGAAACAGUCCUCGACAGCGACUUCGGCGUGGAUGCGGCGGCAGGCACGGGGGCGCGAGGCGGGAGUGCCGGCGCGCCGGCGCCGUGGACGUGGGCGGGACAGCGGCCAGGCUGUUUGGAGCCGCCGCUGACGUUGGCGCUGUACGACGGCCUGGCCCGGCAGCAGGGCCCCAUAUACCUGGACGUGUCUCCUGCGCAAGGCGACGGCUGGACGUCGCGGCUGGCGGCGGAGAUGGGCGACCGCGGCACAUGGCAGGGCCGGCCGGUGCCGCCGCUGGAGUGCGUGGUGGAGACGAGGUGGCCGGAUGUGCGCGUCAUGUGGCGGGGCAGCGAGCCGCUGCUGUAG